Molecule: messenger RNA, 1023 nt
Organism: Candidozyma duobushaemuli
Lineage: Eukaryota; Fungi; Ascomycota; Pichiomycetes; Serinales; Metschnikowiaceae
Gene: PPH21
Product: phosphoprotein phosphatase 2A catalytic subunit
Exons: 1
Coding region: 1-1023 (340 amino acids)
Biological process (GO): peptidyl-serine dephosphorylation; mitotic cell cycle
Cellular component (GO): cytosol
Molecular function (GO): protein serine/threonine phosphatase activity
Source: RefSeq, a predicted model, not a curated record
AUGGACUUGGACACAGAUGUUCCCAUGGAAGAUGCCUCGGAUGAGCAAGUCCAGCCUACAAAGGUGGACGACAGCAAGCAGCUAAGUAAAAAGGAGGUGAGUACCUCGUCUAUCAAUCAAUUGGACCAAUGGAUUGAAAAGUUGUCUCAGUGUGAGCCACUUUCCGAGCAGGAUGUAAAGAAGUUGUGUGACAUGGCGAUUGAUGUUUUACAAUUUGAAGAGAAUGUCCAACCGGUGCAAGUGCCAGUGACGAUAUGCGGUGACGUCCACGGUCAGUUCCACGACUUGAUGGAGUUAUUCAAGAUUGGCGGUCCCUGUCCAGACACAAACUACUUAUUCAUGGGUGACUAUGUUGACAGAGGAUACUACUCGGUGGAGACGGUGUCUUACUUGGUGUGUAUGAAGGUGAGAUACCCAAACAGAAUCACCAUUUUACGAGGCAAUCACGAGUCGAGACAAAUCACACAGGUUUACGGCUUCUAUGACGAGUGUUUGCGUAAAUACGGAUCGGCCACUGUAUGGAAGUUGUUUACUGACUUGUUCGACUACUUUCCUAUCACCGCCCUUGUGGAUAACAAGGUCUUCUGUCUUCAUGGUGGUCUUUCCCCUAUGGUGGAGACCAUUGAUCAGGUGCGUGAAUUGAAUAGAAUCCAGGAAGUUCCCCAUGAUGGGCCCAUGUGUGACUUGUUAUGGUCCGACCCAGACGACAGAGGCGGAUGGGGCAUUUCGGCCAGAGGCGCUGGUUUCACUUUUGGCCAGGAUAUUUCAGAGCAGUUUAAUCACACCAAUGACUUAGAUCUUGUUGCUCGUGCGCAUCAGUUGGUGAUGGAUGGCUACUCGUGGUCCCAUCAGGAGGCCGUGGUCACGAUUUUCUCGGCCCCCAACUACUGUUAUAGAUGCGGAAACCAGGCCGCCAUCAUGGAAAUGGAUGAGAGCCAUCAGAAACAAUUCUUACAGUACGACCCCUCAGUGCGGCCAGGUGAACCCACCGUCACAAGAAAGACGCCGGACUAUUUCUUGUGA